Messenger RNA from Archocentrus centrarchus (flier cichlid), 3169 nucleotides. RefSeq names its product calcium-responsive transactivator. The record is from RefSeq and is a predicted model, not a curated record. The transcript is spliced from 11 exons. Lineage: Eukaryota; Metazoa; Chordata; Actinopteri; Cichliformes; Cichlidae. Gene Ontology annotation, biological process: positive regulation of dendrite morphogenesis; positive regulation of transcription by RNA polymerase II. Gene Ontology annotation, cellular component: nucleus. Bases 10 to 1257 code for a protein of 415 amino acids. Gene Ontology annotation, molecular function: transcription coactivator activity.
UAUGACAAAAUGUCGGUGGCGUUUUCAUCUGCGCGCCCCAGAAGUAAAGGGGAGGUGACACAGCAAACCAUUCAAAAGAUGCUGGAUGAAAAUCAUCAUUUAAUACAGUGUAUAAUGGAUUACCAAAGCAAGGGAAAGACAGCUGAAUGCACACAGUAUCAGCAGAUCCUGCACAGAAAUCUUGUUUACUUGGCCACAAUAGCUGAUUCAAAUCAGAACAUGCAGUCAUUACUACCUGCGCCUCCCACUUCCAAUAUGUCUCUGGUUCCUGGAGGGAUGGGCCAGAGUGGGGGGCAUGCUCAAAGCAACCUCAAUGACAAUAUGGGACCAGCACUGCCACCAACAUCAAUGAUGCAGAGCCAAAUGAGCAAUGGCCCCAACCAUGCCCCCAUACAGCAGCAGUCUGGUCAGGUGCAGUCGGCUAUUCCCUCCACAUCCCUCAGCCUGCCAGCCAGCAGCUAUGGCAGCUCGGUCCCUGGGUACAGCCACGCUGCGCCCUCCUCCCAGGGUAGCAUGAUCCAGGGCCCUGGGCCUGGUUAUGCGUCUUCUUCCUCUUCUUCCUCCACGUCCUCAUCCUCUUCUUCCUCCUCCCGCAGCAACCUCAACAUGCAUUCCAACCAAGUCUCCAUGAUGCACCAACAAUCUGCUACACCACACUACUCCUCAGCCCAGGCUGGGGGCCAGCACUAUCAGGGACAACAGGCCAUGGGCAUGGUGGGUCAGGGCAGUCAAGGAAACAGCAUGAUGUCUCAGAGGCCUAUGGGAUCCUACCGCUCUUCCCAGCAAGGAUCUGCACAGCAGUACAUGGGACAAGACGAGUUCUACGGAGAGCAGUAUGGACACACUCAGAGCUCCAGCGAGCCCAUAAACCAGCAGUAUUACCCUGAUGGUCAUGGGGAGUAUUCAUAUCAACAGUCUUCAUAUGGUGAACAAGGGUAUGACAGAUCAUUUGAUGAGUCCUCACAACAUUACUAUGAAGGAGGUAACUCUCAGUACAGUCAACAGCAGGCGCAGUAUCAGCAGAGCUCUGGCCAGCAGCAAGCCUUCAGUCAGCAGCAGUACUCCUCUCAACAAGGCUACAGUGGACAGCCCCAAGGAUAUGGUCCUGUCCAGGGAGGAUCGUCCCAGUAUUCCCAGUAUCAGCAGAGUCAAAGCCAACAGUACGGAUCAUACCGUGCUUCACAGGGAGGCCCUGGAGCGCAGACACAGAGGCCGUUCUCCUAUGAACAGGGUCAGUAUGGAAAUUAUCAGCAAUGAGGCACCACAAUGUUUUACUGCUGGAAGAAAAAUGUGCGAUGAAACAUUCAGCGGUGAUGUACUGGGCUCAGCUAUGGAUUAGAAGAUCUGGCUGCAGCAGAUUUAUUAUCCUCUCAUUAAUCAUCAGUCUAGCUAAAAUAAUUAAUCCAGUCAAAUGUGAUGCUUCCCUCCUCUGUCUUAAUUUCCACAGGGUUGCAGCUGGUUUUGGUGCUUGCAGAAUCAAGGCAGUUAAUGCAACCGUAUUUUAACAAGCUACUAAGAAAGUGGCAGUAGCGUUGUCAGAUGCACCUCAGCAACCUGCACAAAUUAACUUGUCCUCUAUCCCCUACCUUUAUUGUUCUAAGAGUCUUUGAUGUUAUUUUAUUUUUGGUGCACAGAGCAGGACUUUGGUUUGUGAAACUGUGGGGCUAUAAAAAGCAAAUUAGCCAUGAAGAGAAUAUUUCAUGAUAUUUGAUUAAAACACUGUAAGCUUGCUCCAAUUCCUGGUAGAGACACUGUUAUAGCUCAUGAUAAGGUGCAUUUAUUAAGCGAAAGUGAAAAUGUUGGUCCUUAAACCUGACUUGAUCAUGGGCUUUGUCUGUGUUAGUCAAACUGUGAUGUGUUGGUGUGUGGUAUAACAUUAUGUGUUUUCACUCUUCAUAUGUCUUGCUGAGGUGAUGGACAGACAGAUAGUUGACAGGUGAAAACUUAAAAACGUGUAUCAUUCUCCAUGAUAAUCCUACAUCGUGGUAGUAUUUUUGACACUAUAUUUUGAGUGGCAUUGCUCUGCGCAGGCAUAUAGUUUUUGUGCAGAGGUAAGGAGUGUUGCACUCUAAUGCCAUUCAGUAAUGAUUUUUACAUUAAAUUGCAUUGCCACUUUGUCUGCACUUUAUUUUGCAGUGACAGUGUGUGUAUUGUCUGAUAUUUUGUAUUGUAGUGCGAUUCAGGCUGUUGUUAAGAAAUGAUACUCAAAAAGCCAAAGUAACACGGGAACAGUAACAUGUCCUGCACCUCUUAUCUACUUCAAUAAGUGCAAUACACUCAACUCUGUCAGUCAUGUGGAAGUUGGCUCUUACGGUGAACUUUACGUGAUUAUAUGUAGUUUUUUUUUUUUUUUUUUGACAUACAGCUGUAGUAAAGACAGAGAUCAUUUGUCUCAAGUUAUUAAAUGUUAUGUUGCAGGAAUCAACUAGAAUGUGAUAGACUAUUUAAGAAUAUUACUUUAUUUAUGUGACUUAGAGGCAGAUAUGUGAAGGCUUUUAUGACAAACAUAAAGCUUACUACUUUAGUAUUUUUUUCUUUGAAAAAUUUUUAAGUCAUUAAUUGUAUUAGACGAGAGAAUUAAUGUUAAAAAAAUAUUACAAGUAUUGCAGUGGUAUAAUUUUUGUACAUGCUGUACAAGAAUUUACCUUUUUUAUAUUUAUUUUCUAGCUAUCUACCUAUCGGCAUGUUAUUUCUUAAUUUAUCUAUUUAAAAGAAACAAGAAAAUAAAAAAAAAAAAAAAUUUAUUUCUGUGGUUGUGAGGGUCCAACUUUGCAGUAUCCUGUUGUAACUCAUCUUGUUGUAACUCAACUUACCUCAGAGGGGAAGAAUAAAACAAGAAUUGUGGUCAUUCUGCAGGGGUUAUCAAGAAUGGGAGAUACCUGGCUGUCAAACAGCUAAAUAACUAUGUACCACUCAACACUGACAAUCACAGGCCUCUCUAAACUGUAAUGAAUUGGUAUCAGUGUCUCAUUUUACUGUGAACCAAACAUGUGUGGCAAGUCUUUGUCCAGUUCUAUGUAGUGUCAUCACUCAUGGGUGGUAUGCCUUGUUUGUGUGUGUCGUGUGAGUGUGUGUGUGUGUUUGCGCAUAUGUUAGAGAAGGAGAGAGUCAAGUUUGAUGUGCAUAAUCCAAAUAUGAAUGUUAUCAACUUUAACUAUCUAUUGUAAGA